Dissoconium aciculare CBS 342.82 is the source of this 936-nucleotide messenger RNA. Its product is annotated as S-adenosyl-L-methionine-dependent methyltransferase. The record is from RefSeq and is a predicted model, not a curated record. The transcript has a single exon. NCBI's taxonomy places the organism in Eukaryota, Fungi, Ascomycota, Dothideomycetes, Mycosphaerellales, Dissoconiaceae. Bases 1 to 936 code for a protein of 311 amino acids. Gene Ontology annotation, molecular function: S-adenosylmethionine-dependent methyltransferase activity.
AUGAGGCAUCGGCGUGUUGACUCCGCGGCCAGCUUCGAGUUCUCAGACUUCGAUUGGGAUGCGUACGAAGCACAUCGACCAAAGUAUCCAAAGGCCCUUUAUGAUAUCAUAUUCAGAUAUCAUGCCAAAGCUGGAGGCAAAUAUCAGGCAGCGCUCGAUGUGGGCGGAGGAAUAGGAAUCGUCACCCGAGAACUACUGGGUCGAUUCAAGCUUGUCACCCUGAGCGAUCCUGCGUACGACUAUAUCCGUCAGGCAAGAUCAUGCUUUUGCACUGUGCCUGCGAAUCGUCUUCACUUUCUCCGGCGCAAGGCCGAAGAAUUGGAUCUUGUUGACUUCACCGAUGGAGCGGUCGAUAUGGUUGCUGCUGGAAUGUCGCUCCAUUGGGCGAAUCAGAGCGUCGCCAUACCUCGCAUAGCAUCGCUUUUGAAGCCCAAUGGUACAUUCGCGACCUGGCUAUACGGCAUCCAGGCUGUCGUGGGUGGGAAACGUAAGCCAGAAGUCGAGUCGGCGAUCCAGAAUCUCUUGCGAAGCAUACUGGAGAUCUAUGCCAGCAUGGUAGACACGACCAGCGAUGAGAGCAUGGUGGCCGUUAUGAAUUCCCGUUUCGAUAACAUGGAUUUUGACCCGGCGUUAUGGAAAAAUGUCCAGCGCAUCCACGCUCAUCCCCAUCUGCGGUGUGUGUCGAACGAAGCGCGAUGGCCCUGUGCGAAGUCCAAUGUUCGUCCAGAGGACACCGUGAUGAAUUUCAAAGACCAGGGCAUCAUCAACAGGACGGUGGACUACGAAGGCGUAGUAGGUUGGAUGGCCAGUCUGAAUCCCGAGGAGUUUGUGCCGAAAUAUCUUCCCAAGGAGUUCGAAGAUGUCAAGAAAGCAUUGAACGGAGGAUCCGUGAAACUGGAGUAUUCAUUUGUGCUAGUACUCGCGACCAAGCGGUGA